ACCCCCCACGCCAUCCAUUCGCGGAUUCGCCCAUUGUUUCCGCAGCGGCGGCCAGCGGCAGCGGCAACGUGAGCGAAAACGAGGGCCGUACAAUUUCUGGCAUGGCCCGAGCCUACAUUACCGCCCGAGCCCCCGGCACUGCAAAGGUUUGGGCGUUGCGCCAUCGAUCGCGCCCGCUGCCUGCGCCUGCGCCGGUUGAUUGAUUCGGGCGCGCGGUCCCGGCCAUGGCGCAACUGCCGCCCAAGAUCCCCACCAUGGCGCCGGCCUGGCCGGAGUUCGGGGGCGGGCACCACCACAGCGCCCACGCCCGCCACCACCAUCACCAACGCAGCCCCUCCACGGGCGCCUUCCUCGCCGAGUCAAUGCCGCCGCUCCCGCCCCCGGUGCCCGCCAGUGGGGACGGGGCGCAGCAGCAGCCUUCCUGGGUCGACGAGUUCCUCGACUUCUCGGCCGCCAAGCGUGGCGCGCACCGCCGCACGGUCAGCGACUCCAUCGCCUUCCUCGACGACAGCAAUGCCGCCAUCGGGGAGAACGAGCUCGACCGCCUCGACGACAACCAACUCAUGUCCAUUUUUUCCGACGAGUUGGCCCCACAGCGGCAAGCGCAGGCGGCGAGCGCGUCGUCGCCGUCUGAUCACAACAGCAUCAACGACGGGAAGCAGGACAAGGGCGACACCGAGGAGGCGCAGAGCGAAUGCAAUGGCGAUGGCGCGGCGCCUGGGCAGCUGUCCUCGCCCGCCACAGUCGAUCCCAAGCGGGUCAAGAGGAUCCUUGCAAAUCGGCAGUCGGCACAGCGGUCACGCGUGCGCAAGCUGCAGUACAUCUCGGAGCUUGAGCGCAGCGUCACGUCGCUCCAGACGGAGGUGUCGGCAUUGUCCCCGCGCGUGGCAUUCCUCGACCACCAACGCUCACUGCUGACGCUGGGGAACAGCCACCUCAAGCAGCGCAUUGCGGCGCUCGCGCGGGACAAGAUCUUCAAAGAUGCUCAUCAGGAGGCACUGAAGAAGGAGAUAGAGAGGCUGAGGCAAAUCUACCAGCAGCAGAGCCUUAGGAACGUAGAACCCCCGGCACACGACGACGGCCCCCUGGCCCGCAGCGACAACAAUGGCUUGAUCGCCGGCGAGGGGACCGCCGCACCCUCAUGAUCAAGAUCCGGCCCGUCGGCCUCAGGACAACCAAGUGUUGUCGCUAUGCUUCUUGCUGUUGUUGUUAGGAUUUGGUGCAUUCCAUUGGCUUGGUUUGCAUUCUUCGGGGUGUGAUGAGAUUAUGUAUGUAACUCAGUUUGUUCAUUCCGGUGGGUGGUUGCUAAUUUGUUCAUUCUCGGGUCCUCUGUCUGCUCCUGAUUAUUCUUCUCUACUUCCCCUGAUCUGUAAUUUUUUCCCCGACAUUUUGGGCGAAGGUUGUAGCUAAGGAUUUGUAACUCAGAUUGGUUGAGGUCGAGUGGUUUCAUUGCUUGGCGGGUUUUGUUCUA
Triticum urartu is the source of this 1471-nucleotide messenger RNA. RefSeq names its product basic leucine zipper 2-like. The record is from RefSeq and is a predicted model, not a curated record. Gene Ontology annotation, cellular component: nucleus. Gene Ontology annotation, biological process: positive regulation of DNA-templated transcription. Gene Ontology annotation, molecular function: DNA-binding transcription factor activity; DNA binding. NCBI's taxonomy places the organism in Eukaryota, Viridiplantae, Streptophyta, Magnoliopsida, Poales, Poaceae.